Messenger RNA from Brassica napus (rape), 441 nucleotides. RefSeq lists its product as uncharacterized. The transcript has 2 exons. The record is from RefSeq and is a predicted model, not a curated record. Bases 1 to 441 code for a protein of 146 amino acids. NCBI's taxonomy places the organism in Eukaryota, Viridiplantae, Streptophyta, Magnoliopsida, Brassicales, Brassicaceae.
AUGGUAUCGAUCAUGACCCUAGUGCUCUUUGUUAGCUCUGGAUCCGCACGAGCCGCCACUCUUAUUGUAUCCAACCAGAUGCAGAGUCGUGCUAAUGUUUCUGUUCUCGUGACGUGCCUUGGCACAUUUCCUACGAUGUCUAAAUCCAUACCUUUUGAUCAAGUUUCGUUGGUAAAGAUCCCACCCACUAGCGGACAAAAUGCGACUGAUGAUAUCUCACCCACUGCUGGAGAAAAUGAUAAACCGGUGAGAUCUAGAGUGUCGCAGUGGGCGUCUUGCGUAGGAACGUUUGAGGGUGAAGCACAAUUCUGGCCCUCUGAGAGAAUAUACCGUUUGCACAAAUACAAUUCAGACAAAGAUUCUACCGAAUUCUUGGGACAGGAUUCCUUGGUGUUCGGGGCCGGAGCCGGGGUGCAGACCCAGAAACUACCGGAGUCAUAA